Messenger RNA from Phoenix dactylifera (date palm), 3992 nucleotides. Lineage: Eukaryota; Viridiplantae; Streptophyta; Magnoliopsida; Arecales; Arecaceae. The record is from RefSeq and is a predicted model, not a curated record.
AGCGGGCCCCACGAGGGUAUAAUUUCUCCCCUCUGCGUCUCUUCUCACCGCCGAGACCCGAUACUCCCUUCCUCCUCUGCGGACGAAAUCGCCGCGCUUCACCACUCGACGGAGACCCCCGGCUGUCGCACCGGCGUCGGGACCCCUCCGAGCCCUCCGACGCCACCCGGUCGAGUUCCCACCUGGCAGUCCGACGCCCCCCGGUCGAGACGCCCCAUCUUUCCUUUAGUUAUGGACAGCUCUGAAUAUGGUGAUAGCAGUUGUGGGGGCAGUCAUAGGGAAGCUAUUUGUCUUGACAAUGGUGGAGAAGGGGAAGUUAUACGUGCUAACUCUAAUGGCAAAGAAGCAGACAAACAUGAGGAGUCUUCUGAUGUUCUAAGACAUGAGGAGGUGACUAAAGAAUUAUUGGGGCAGGUUGUGCAUGGUGAGGAGGAGGCUUACAGCUUAUAUCGUGACUAUGGGCAUCGCAUGGGUUUUAGUGUGCGAAAGGGAAAGCAAUAUUACUGGAUAGGGACCAAAAAAAUUCGCACAAAGGACUAUUACUGCUCAAAAGAAGGGCUUAAGAAUGAUGAAUUUCUUGAUGAGUCAAACUAUAACAAGCCAGAUACAAGAACUGGUUGUAAAGCCAUGAUCCGCUUCACGGUUGAUGAGGAUGGGCAAUGGAAGGUGACAAAGUUGGUCGAUGAGCAUAAUCAUGACUUGGCCAAGCCUGAAGAGAGGCAUUUGUUGAGAUCUAUGAGGUCACUUAUAGCUGCAAAAGCUAGUGUACUAGAUUCAAUGGUGAAUGCUGGAAUUCGAAUGGUCAAUACAUAUUCCUAUAUGGUUGAAGAAAGCAGCAGUGCUGAAAACUUGGAAUUCACUAAACAGAAUUGUGAUGACUAUAUUAACAAGCAUAAGCUAAUGCUAAUCGAUGCAAAAGACUCUCAAAGCUUAGUAAGGCAUUUCAAGCAUAGGGCUAAUCAAGAAGGCAUGUUUUAUUGGGAUGUGCAGCUUAAUCAAGAGGGUCGGCCUUGCAAUUUUUUUUGGAGAGAUGGUAGAUCGAGAGUUGAUUAUGAUUGUUUUGGUGAUGUUGUUGUGUUUGACACUACUUAUCGCACAAAUAGAUAUAAUCUUAUCUGUGCACCAUUUGUUGGAGUUAAUCAUCAUUGGCAGAAUGUGAUGUUUGGAUGUGCCUUUUUGUUUGAUGAGACAAUGACAUCCUUUAUAUGGCUUUUUAAGUCAUUUUUGGAGUCAAUGGGUGAUCAACCUCCUAAAACAAUCUUUACCGAUCAAGAUCAAGCCAUGGUAAAUGCAAUUGCAGAGGUGUUUCCCAAUACACAACAUUGCUUAUGCUUGUGGCACAUUUGUAAGAAUGCUCCCUCUCAUUUGGGUAGUCUCAAUUCUGAUCAGAAUUUUCAUAAAUUGUUUAACAAAUGUUUGCAAGGGUGUGAUUCUGAAGAAGAGUUUGAAGAAACAUGGGGCAAGAUGAUUUCUGAGUUCGAUGCUCAAGAAAACAAAUGGCUUCAUAAUCUAUAUAAGUUCCGUCAUAAGUGGUGUACAGCUCUUAACAAAGACACUUUUGAUGGUGGGAUUAAAUCAUCUCAAAGGGGUGAUUUGACAAACAAUGUUUUGAAUGGACUAGCCGACAAAUCAACUUCUCUCACAAAGUUUGUAGCUGCAUUGGAGAAAUUGGUUAAUGGUUGGCGAAGAAACGAAUCUGAAGAGGACUUCCGUUGUAAUCAGGGUGCUCCUACCUGUACUGUUGAACAUAGUGAAAUUUUUAAGCAAUGUUCCAAAAUGUUUACACACAAGAUUUACAAAUUAAUUGAGGAAGAGUAUCUUGAUGAGUGUGGUGCAACAUCAUUAUCCCAAGAAAUUUCACUUGGCGCAACUUUGUACAAAUUUGAGUUGAUGAUGCACGGAAGGGGUUCAAAAGUUUGGACAGUCCUACUUGACACAUCUACAAUGGAGGUCAGUUGCAGUUGUAGAAAAUUCGAGAGAAUGGGUUUACUUUGUUCACAUGUACUAAAAGCCUUUAGCGUUAAGAAUGUGCAAAGAAUCCCCGAACAGUACAUUUUGAAACGGUGGACAAAAGAUGCGAGAAAAAGAGUGUACAGGCUCAAUGAAGAGGGGUCAUCAAAAAAGAAGUGGACUGUUGAGUUAAUAUAUCAUAAUCAAGCAAUGCGAUAUGCAUAUAACCUUGUUAUGAAAAGCCAAGGGCAUGAGGGAGCUAGGAAAAUUCUGUGGGAUACUUUUGACAUGGGAGAUGCAAAACUUGAAAAAUUCUUUGAUAAGUUAAGCUUGGACGCCCAUUCAGCAGUCCAAACAAAUGAUUAUGAUGAGGCUGAAAUGGUUGAUGAUGAUGAUGAUGAAGAAGAAGAAGAAGAAUACCCUGUGUUAGACCCUCCUCAUGUUACUCUAUGCAGUUAAACAAUCAAAGUAUAUUGGGAUGCACGAAUGGAUGAUCCUUCUAUUCGUGAAAAUGGACAGCAUAUUUUCAUUGUGCCAACAGGAUUGGAUUGAGUAUGCCUUUGCUUUCAAUUCCCAACCUAACAGUAUUGAGGAAUUGGUGGUGCUCUUGUUGGAGCAAGGAUCUGCAGAACUUGCUCUUUUUUUUUUUGUUUUUUUGACAAGUUACUUGGCAUGCAGAGCACAGGAUCUGCUAAAGAGGAAACUGAUUGUUGAAGUGGAUUUCACAUGGACAAUAUCAUGGGAUGACUCAAGUUCAUAUGAAGGUUUUAAAACAGAGAAGGUCAAGUGUAUUGGUGGGGUUGAUAUGAGCUUCUUAAAAGGGGACCCUUCUACAUCAUGUGCUGCUCUUGUAAUUCUGGGUUCUGGUACUCCAAAUGUUGUCCAUGAAGAGAGUGAUGUUACCAAAAUGCAAAUUCGUAUGUUGCUGGUUUUCUUGCUUUUAGAGAGGGAGUCCAAAAUUCAAGAUGUCAAGCUGUGUACCAAUUAGCAAUCAUUGACCCACCGGCAUGCCUGUGGGAGAUCUAAAAGAUGAUAGCAGCAUUAUAUUGUUUUCUUAUCUGUUGCUGAAGCUAAAGGAUCACUUUGCCAUCCUUAUAUGUUUCGCAGUUGGGGAUUAUACACUAAGCUUUAGACUUGAACUUAAGCUCUCUCAUGGAUGUUGAAUUUUAUGCAUGAUCAAGCUUUGAUUCUCAACUUCGUGAUACGAACAUUUGUCUUUCUUAGCCUUUCAUUCUCCAUUUUUCAUUUUAUUAUCUCAUCCCAAUUCAAUGGAAUUUAGAAUGUCAUACGUUCUCUUCAUCACUAGUUUAAAGAGUAGAGAAUGUGAAUAUUAAAAAAAUGAUUUGACAGAUUGGUAAAAAGAGUACCUGAUUAUAGGAGCAUGCUAAACUUAUGGUUCUGUUGAAUGCAAGUCAUGCUCCUGGUGUGAAGGAAGAGCCCAAAGGGAACAUCUCUCUUCUCAGCGUUAGUUGGUUCAAGAUCAUGGUACUGAGCGAGGACAUUAUUUAUGGACGAAUGAUCUAGUGAUUUAUUAGGUUUCUGCAGAAAGCCUUUUGCAUGCUUAAGAGGGGCACUCAGAUGGUGUGAGUUGAAGUUGCAAAGUUUCAGCCAUGAAAGCACCUUUUCUCCUGCUGCUGCUUCUGUUUAUGGUGAUGUUAGCAAUCACACCUGUCUUUAGCUCAUCAAGGGGGGCAUCACAGUUGUCGUUUGCACCAGCACCUCAAGCAUCUUUUGAUGUUGACCUGCCUCAAGAUGGAGAGGCUUUGAUGCAGGAAUAUAGCUGGGAAGUUGAUUUAUUCGCCCAGGAGGGAGACUAUGGAUUCAUGGAUCCGGUGCCGGUUUGGUAUCCUGGUGAACACGCUGCUCCUAUACCCCAUUUCUGACCUUGCUUGAUCUCUUGGUCUUGUUUUACUGAAUAUUCAUGCUUCACGAGUAAAGUAAACAUAUCUUCUAACAGUCCGUACAUGAAUCAUGUUAUUUCCAAUAUCUUGUAUUGAAUAAUUACAUAUCCACAGUAUAAAAAGAUCAUGCGAAGUUAAACA